Messenger RNA from Phoenix dactylifera (date palm), 1952 nucleotides. Its product is annotated as CBL-interacting protein kinase 23-like. NCBI's taxonomy places the organism in Eukaryota, Viridiplantae, Streptophyta, Magnoliopsida, Arecales, Arecaceae. The record is from RefSeq and is a predicted model, not a curated record. Gene Ontology annotation, biological process: signal transduction; protein phosphorylation. Gene Ontology annotation, molecular function: ATP binding; protein serine/threonine kinase activity.
UCCUCGGAGGGCCUGCCGCUCGUUCUCUCGACCUUCAAAUUUGGGAGGGCAAGAAAGAAGCAAGAAGAGGCGAUUUUUUGGGCUUCGCCUUUUGGUUUCCGAUUCGAUCGAAGAAUUUCGAGGGUUCCUCUCCGUUCUAGAGUUCCCCGGAUCGUUUCUUCCCAAUGGUGGUUCUCCGAUGCGCCCCCGCCCAGAUCUCUGUUUCUUUCUAGAUUCGUCCGGAUUUCUCCUCCGCCGCCGCCGCUGCCGCCGGAGUUAGGUUUAGGGUUAGGGUUUCGGAGGACGGUAGGAGUUGGGAGAGAUGAAGGUGGUGAAGUCGCAGGUGUGGCAGCCGUGCAAGAAGAAGAGGUCUUGACGCAUUAAGAGGGGGGGAUGAGGAGAAACGUUUGGUUUGUCGAAGGAUAUUAGGGUUGGAAUCUCCGGAGGGCCAAACAUGAGCUCGGUGGGAAGGAUGAGGUUGGGGAAGUACGAACUGGGGAGAACGCUUGGAGAGGGGACGUUCGCCAAGGUGAAGUUCGCGAGGAACGUGGAGACGGGCGAGUGCUUCGCCAUCAAGAUCCUCGACAAGGAGAAGAUCCUCCGUCACAAGAUGAUCGGCCAGAUAAAACGUGAGAUCUCGACCAUGAAGCUAAUCAAACAUCCAAAUGUCAUACGGAUGUAUGAGGUGAUGGCCAGCAAGACAAAAAUAUACUUAGUUUUGGAACUGGUAACUGGGGGAGAGCUCUUUGACAAAAUUGCCUGUCAUGGAAAAUUGAAGGAGGAUGAAUCCAGAAAGUAUUUUCAACAGCUAAUCAACGCUGUAGACUACUGUCAUAGCAGACAUGUCUUCCACAGAGAUCUAAAGCCAGAGAAUCUGCUGUUAGACUCCCAUGGGGUGCUCAAAGUCUCUGAUUUUGGACUAAGUGCAUUACCUCAGCAAUUUCGUGAGGAUGGGUUGCUUCACACAACAUGCGGGACUCCAAAUUAUGUUGCUCCUGAGGUGAUCAACAACAAAGGUUAUGAUGGGGCCAAGGCAGAUCUUUGGUCCUGUGGAGUCAUUCUUUUUGUCCUAAUGGCAGGUUACCGGCCUUUUGAAGACACCAACCUUAUGUCUUUAUAUAAAAAGAUCUCUAAAGCAGAAUUUACUUGUCCUUCUUGGUUCUCUACAAGUGUAAAGAAACUUAUCAAGAGGAUUUUGGAUCCCAAUCCUGAGACUCGCAUUACAAUUGCUCAAGUCAUUGAGAAUGAGUGGUUUAAGAAAGGAUAUCAGCCACCAAGUUUUGAGACACCAGAUGUUGAUCUUGGCGAUGUGGAUGCAAUUUUCGGUGGAUCUGGGGACUCCACGAAUCUUGUUGUUGAGAGGCGAGAUGGAGGGCCAGCUGUAAUGAAUGCUUUUGAGCUUAUUUCGACAUCUCAGGGUCUCAAUCUUGGCACCCUUUUUGAGAAACAAAUGGGUACUGUUAAACGGGAAACAAGGUUUACAUCAAAAUUUCCUGCCAAUGAGAUACUUUCAAAAAUUGAACAAGCAGCCAUGCCUCUGGGCUUCAAUGUAGAGAAGCAAAAUUACAAGUUAAAGCUGAAAGGAGAGAAAAGUGGAAGGAAAGGUCAUUUAGCCAUUACGACACAGGUUUUUGAAGUAGCACCCACAUUAUGCAUGGUGGAGCUUCGUAAGUCUAAGGGUGAUACCUUCGAAUUUCACAAAGUUUACAAGAACCUCUCAACAGGUCUGCAAGAUAUUGUAUGGAAGUCACAAGAUGAAGCCAAUGGGACUAUUGAAAAUUAGAUUUGCAAUUUUAAUGAUGUAAAUACUGUGACUGAUGACGUUGGUCUGUAUUAUGUUAGUAGAUGGAAGGUUUCCGCAUUAUAGUUACCUUGUUCAUUACUGCGAUUAACCAUUUAGAAACUUUACUGGAUGUUUGGGUAUGUAAUAAAUGAUUUGUACUUCUAUAGCAUCACUAGAUUUUGUUUGUAAA